Molecule: messenger RNA, 1625 nt
Organism: Fomitiporia mediterranea MF3/22
Lineage: Eukaryota; Fungi; Basidiomycota; Agaricomycetes; Hymenochaetales; Hymenochaetaceae
Exons: 8
Coding region: 26-1270 (414 amino acids)
Biological process (GO): regulation of peptide transport
Cellular component (GO): membrane
Source: RefSeq, a predicted model, not a curated record
AGGACGGCGGUGGAUCAACGUAGCCAUGGACGUUGAACUGCCAUGCAAUGCUGAAGAUGCACAGACCGCGGCUCUCACUCGGCAAUCGCAGCUUAGUCGAAGAGAGUACCUGCAAGGUGUUGGUCUCCUGCUGAUAGUCGUUUUCCUCUGGACAUCUUCUAAUUUCAUUACGCAAGAUAUAUUUGAUGAUGGCUACGAGAAACCCUUCCUUGUGACGUACCUGAAUACGAGCUCGUUUGCUAUAUAUCUUAUCCCUUGGGCGGUGAAAUGGUUCGUCAUGCGAAAAGCCAGUCAAGCGAGUGAUCACAUGCGAAUGGGCUAUGAAGCAAUUGCUGCCGUUGACUCGCUUGAGGCACCUACCUCCGCCUUAGCAUCAAAUUUCCGUGCCCCAUCCAUUAUAACAGAUGACGUCCGGAAGCCGAACGAUCUUGACCCGUUGACGACUCGACAGACUGCGCAAUUGGCAUCAGUGUUCUGCAUAUUUUGGUUCAUUGCCAAUUGGGGAAUAAAUGCAAGCUUGCAAUUUACCAGUGUUGCUAGUGCGACAGUCCUGUCAAGUACCAGUGGUUUCUUUACACUUAUUGUGGGACGCCUAUUUAAGGUCGAGAGUAUGACAUUAGCCAAGGUCUUAGCAGUUGUCACAAGCUUCUUAGGUGUUGCACUCGUUUCUUUCUCGGAUUCAUCAACAACCCGUGAUGAUCCGACAGAUGUUACUUCGAAUCAAUCCGUGCAGUCCUUGCCAGUCCUUGGAGAUAUCUUGGCACUGCUAGGCGCUCUGUUCUACGCGUUAUACGUUAUUCUUUUGAAGGUCCGUAUCAAAGAGGAAAGUCGAAUAGACAUGCAGCUCUUCUUCGGAUUUGUUGGCUUGUUCAAUGUGCUUAUGAUAUGGCCAAUUGCUCUCGUCCUGCAUUUUACGGGAGCCGAGACUAUAAGUGCACCACCGACGCACCGGGCCUUGGUUGCUGUCCUGCUCAAUAUGUUCAUUACACUAUCAAGCGACUACUUAUAUGUUCUCGCUAUGCUGAAGACGACUCCUUUACUUGUUACUGUUGGGUUGAGCUUAACGAUUCCACUGGCAAUUAUUGGCGAUUUCUUCUUGAAGAAGCCGUCAGCUCCAUUAGCCGUUUUGGGUGCUCUACUGGUUCUAGGAGCAUUUGUGUUGAUUGGCGUUGCAAAUGCGAAAGAUACUGCGCAACAGAAGGAGGGUUCAGACGGAAGUUUCGAGGUCGAAGAGGUAGAACCCAUCAUAGAGUCCUCGUCUCGUAGCUGACAGGCGCCAAAUCGGGACAUUUGCACGCUCUGUUAUUCCUGAUGCUUUGGGUUCCCACAGAUUGAGAGCUGUACUGGCCUAUCCCGUCGGGCUAGGGCUUCGGGCUCGGAGGUGGCCGCUAGUGCCACCCGCCUCGGGAUGUCUAGUUCAUCCACCAUGCCAGUUCCACAGUGCCAGUAUCCAACCCAUGAGUUCAGGAUCGCCGAUACUUCGGUCUUCCUCAUGCAGUUGCUUCCAUGUGGGAUCUUUGUAGAUUUUGGUUGUGCAGUGCAUGACCUGAUCAUGCGUGCAUGUAACAGUAAUUGUACAGAUUUUAGCUAUUUUAUUCUUGUUGUAUGGACGAUAUAGAUUUGCC